AUGGCGGAUGUACUAGGUUUCGCUGGGCCGGCUAGCAACGAUACUGUGAAUUUGUCUAUCAACUCUCUAAUACUACAAAACAGCCUACUGUGGCUACCACACCUCAGUCGCGAACAGCGAGGACAUCUCAACCACGAAGACCACCCCGAUAAGAACACAACCACCAUCUUCGGCCACAUAAGCACACACGCCUGCCCAACCACCAAUAAGUCUUCAGCAAGCACGACAACGAUCUUUGACUGGGGAGUGGAUUUAACCAAUCUCUUAGAAGAAGACCAAGCUUCCACGAUGAAAUGGCUCUCUAACCACGAAAAGCCUUGGCUUAUGAUUAUGGGUAAUGCCAGUGGUCACGGUCUUGGUUACACCAGCCAUCACUGGUGUUAUUCACAAUCAAAAGCUAAGGCCUGUCGUGGUUGGGAAGCAAUUCCGUGA
Penicillium malachiteum is the source of this 432-nucleotide messenger RNA. RefSeq lists its product as uncharacterized. The record is from RefSeq and is a predicted model, not a curated record. The coding region runs from base 1 to 432 and encodes 143 amino acids. The transcript is spliced from 2 exons. Lineage: Eukaryota; Fungi; Ascomycota; Eurotiomycetes; Eurotiales; Aspergillaceae.